AUGUACGCAGUGAUAGAAGUAACAUUCACCCCUCCUUCUUCCUCCCAUCAGGACACGGUCGACCAGACGGACGAGGAGGACCUCAGUAAAAACUCGACGGGGUCACCCAAGGUUCGCAAGAAGAAGAAGAAGCGACAGCCUCGCACCGUCAUCAACCCGUACGGGAACGUAUACUUCUACUGGCUGUGUGUGCUCACCAUCUGCGUCCUCUACAACCUGUGGACGCCCAUCGUCAGGCAGGCCUUCCCCGAGCUCCAGAGGUCGCCCCAGCCCCUGUGGUACCUGAGUGAUGGGCUGACAGAUAUGAUAUUCCUGCUGGAUAUUUUGGUACAGUUCCGAACGGGUUACCUGGAGCAGGGCCUUAUAGUUUACGACUUCAGGAAGCUCGCCAACCACUACAUGCACUCCAAUAGCUUCAUGCUUGACCUUGUCUCUCUCUUCCCUUUAGAUUUUUUACAAUUUGCAAUUGGUACACACCCUAUCAUAAGAUUUCCAAGAUUUAUCAAGGUAUACCGAGUGUACAAUUAUUAUUAUAUGGUGGAGUCUCGGACGUUGUACCCCAACAUGUGGCGAGUGGUGAACCUCAUACACAUCCUCCUCCUCCUUGCUCACUGGUUUGGCUGCUUCUACUACAUGCUGUCCGAGGCAGAACACUUUAGAGGGGACUGGACAUAUCCUUAUCAUGAUGAUUCUGCCUUUAAAACUUUAUCAAGAAAAUACCUUGGUUCUGUUUACUGGUCCACCCUGACGCUCACCACUAUCGGCGACCUCCCAACACCUGAAACAAACAGGCAAUAUAUUUUUACUAUAGUUAGCUACCUCAUCGGCGUCUUCAUCUUCGCUACAAUUGUUGGUCAAGUGGGCAAUGUGAUCACAAAUCGUAAUGCUAACCGGCUGGAGUUUGAACGGCUCCUAGAUGGUGCCAAGCUGUACAUGCGUCACCACAAGGUACCCAGGGCUAUGCAGAGACGGGUCCAGCGCUGGUACGAUUAUUCUUGGUCCAGAGGCCGAAUACAAGGUGGAGGGGAUAUCAACACUGCCCUGGGACUCCUGCCUGACAAGCUGAGAACUGAACUUGCAUUACAUGUUAAUCUCCUCACUCUCAAGAAGGUGAGUAUCUUCAAGGAAUGUCAGCCAGAGUUCCUUCACGACUUGGUGCUCAAAAUGAAGGCAUACAUCUUCACACCUGGUGACCUUAUCUGCAGGAAAGGAGAGGUAGCGAGGGAGAUGUUCAUUAUCGCUGAUGGCAUCCUGGAGGUCAUAAGUGAGACUGGCAAGGUGUUAACAACAAUGAAAGCUGGAGAUUUCUUUGGAGAAAUAGGAAUUCUCAACUUGGAUGGCCUUAACAAACGAACUGCAGAUGUGAGAUCAGUAGGAUACUCAGAGCUCUUCAGUCUUUCCAGGGAAGAUGUUCUUAUGGCCAUGAAAGAUUAUCCAGAAGCACAAGAGAUCUUGCAAAGUCUAGGCCGCAAAAGACUGAUGGAGGCACGCCACACAACUUCCAAAUCCGGCUCUUCUGGCUCCAGUAAGAGGGGAACACCCUCUCCCAACAAAGACGGGGGUGGCGAGGAUAAAAAUGCAAAGAAGAUAGUCAGUCGGAUACGAUCUGAUGUCUCUGCUAUUCGUAAUGCCUUCCGGAGGAGCAAGGGUGCUACUAAGUACAUGGAGACUCUGGAACAGGACAAUUUUACUGGAAGAAAAACGGACAAUGAGACCCUCGAGUUGGAUCACCUUACUGGCGACAACCACUCCAGCAUUGAAGAUGAUGUCCCAGCAGUCAAACGUAUUCUAAAGAGGAUCAGUGGACGAAGCGGCAGCGAUUCUUCUGCAGGAGGAGCACGAGGGGUCUUAAAGAGAAUGGCUCGAGUAACGAGUGAUGAGAUGAAUCAGACAGUCAGUCCAGGCAGGGCAGCAUCAAAUGAGGAGACACAGGGUGUCUUAGGGGCAGGGUUGCCUCUGCUCCAGCGUCUCAAACUCCUUAAAGAAAAAGAAGAAAGGGAAGAAAAGGAAAGACAAAGAAUAAAGGAAGAGGAGGAUGCUAAGCAACAAAAGCAACAGGACCCUCCAAAACAGGAGGAAGAACCCGAAGUCAUUGGUGCUGGUUUGCCUCUUUUUGCACGGUUAAAGCUUUUAAAGGCCAAAGAAGACAAGGAAAGAAUGGAGAGAGAAGAAAAAGAGAGAAAAGAAAGAGAACAAGCAGAACAACAAAAGGAAGUGAGCACUAGCCUACCUGAUGCUGUUCCCAAGAAAAUUACCUCACCAGUCACUAUUGUUCCUGCCAAAUCACCUCAGCCUCAACAAGAAACACAAGCUACAAAGGAUAAAUCCCAUCUUGUUGAUGUAAAACCACGACCAGCAGGAAUGCUCAAGAAUAGACUGAGAGCAGCAGUGCUUACAUCAGGUGCACCUCCGCCGACAACUCCAGUAACAUCAGAGACAAGAACAGACACACCAGCAGGCACACUAACAGCUACACAGUCAUCAGCACCAGCAAAUUUAACACAAUCAUUGACAUUAGUAAGACCUGCUACAACAGCUACAGUUACAACAGAAUCAACUGGAACCACAGAUGAAUUAGAAAACAAAGAUCUAGAAGAUUUGGACACCAAACCACAGUUAAAGAGCCCGAUAAAUGACCUCAAUAAAGGUGUAGAAACCAAACACAAUCCUGAUGGAAGUAGUGAAAAAGUUGCAAACAGUGGUAGUUCAGUUAUAUCAAAAGAUAUUCAUGCAAACAGUAAUAGUGUUCCAGGUAGCCAGGCUUUAGAACGAGCCUUUGGAAAACUGUUAUCAAAGAAAUUAAACACUACACCCAAGGAAAGGACCAGUGUAACAAUAUCAGAUAAGUCAAUGGUAGAAUCCUCAAAACUUGCUACUAUGAAAGAUAAAAUUAGUCGCAGUGAUAGUUUUAAGAAAGCCAUGGAUGAAGGUCGUAUACGAAGUACAGAGGAUCAUGAUUUAAAUAUAAAACCCCAUGAAAUUGUGAAUAAGUUACAAACAACAAGAGAAAGUGAUAGUGAAGAUAUAGAUCAUGCUCAAGAAGAUAAAAAAAUAGGGGAAAGCCAGAGUGAAAAUGAAGUAUCUCCUGUGAGUGAAGAAAAACCCAUUUUAGUUAAAAAACAAAGUGAAAGCACUAAAAUUAGCAGUGAUAUAAUUUCAGUGUGUGAUAUGGAUUCGAAGUCUAUUAGAGGGAGCUCAAAGGAGAAGGAAGGUUCACCCAAAAGUCUCCAACCUCAGUCUACAGAAAAUGGAAUUGCAUUUCGGCAGUUUCAUAAAGUCGACUCUUUAAAGGUGCCUAGUGAUGAUGUCUCUCCUCCACUUUCCUCACCGGAGAGUACUGAAACACCAGAGAGAAAAACUCUUAAAAGUAUAUUAAAACGAAUGUCCCGUGAGGAUUCUAGAGGAAACCUCUUACCCCCCGAUGGUGCUGACUUGCGGAGACUUAUGAAGGCUCCAACGGUUGAAGGCUUUGUAGCCAGAAGAUCUAAACUUAGCAAGACUGUUUCAUUCCAGCGAAAAACACUGUCUUCUCCACCUCCUCCAGCUCUUCUUGACGAAUUGAAGCACUCGCAACAGCUUGAUACAUCUGGAAACACGGUUCCUGAAAUCCUGCCAAGCAAUUUAGCCUCACCAGUAGUAAAGGACCCCCCAGCUAAGGACAAGAGCAGUGAUAGCUGUACAACCAACACAGAUGGCGUAAAUAAGCUUAUGGUGAAACUAGGAUCAAUGGGUCUGGAUGGAGCACAGGAGACUCAAGCUCAAGAUUUAGUUUUAGGAGUCAGAAAGAUUCUCAGAGACAAAAUGGAUGAUGUUGAGGUAGCAUGGGUGGCACGGGUAGAGGAACUACAGCAACAACUGGAAGCACGGGAUGCCACCAUCAGACACCUGACACACACCAUCUCUCGGCUGCAGGCGGGUGUUGAGAACGAGGUCAUUGUCACUGAGAGCAGCCAAGUCAACGGAAGCACAACCAGAUGUCCAACGAUUGUCAGGUCAUCCUCGUCUGAUGCCAGCAGCGAUGGCUCAGAUGACGAUGAGCCACUCUUUAUGAGGUGCAACUCCAUUGAAUCUAUUAUCCACCAGUCACCAGAGGGAUCCCCAGAAGGCAGACAUGCACAGUUGGGGGCACGACGUUCCUGGCCGCACCAAACUUCUGUGGAGCAGAGCCCUGCUCAGCAAAAUCGGCUAGCUAGAUCUCUAGAAGACUCACGUGUGCAUGGUGAUGUUACAUUAGAUGUUGGAUCCUCAACUGAUGAUGACAUAUGUUCUUUUUCAUCUGAUGAUGACCAUGUUUUAUAUGGUGACAUUGGACAUGAAACUGAAGAGCCUGAUCAAAAUGAUGCUCUUGAAGAUGAACUGUCUGAUAGUAUAUUCACUGUAGAAGAUGAAGAUGAUAUUGAUGAAGAUGUAGAAUGUGGUGAAGGUGGAGAUGCGGAGCUUAAUUCUCAGGAUUGGGAGGUGCAGUUGUUGGCACGUCAGUUAGCAGAAGAUCAACGGGGUUUUGCUCGUAAAGUAGACAGAGACAUUGCAGAAGGCCGCCUUGAUUGUGCUCUUGCAGAUCUCCAUGAAGCUUUAGCUACAGACAAUUUAGGACCACUUACAGAUGAUGAUCUUGCAAGAUUAGAAAAAGCUGUGAGACGUGAACGAGAGAAAUUGCGAAGAUAUGCUCGAAUGUACAGCUUGGAUGAAAGGCCUUUACUUGAAGAUCAGUUUUCAUCAUUAUAUCGCAGUCGAUCCCAGCUUUUGUUAAAUCGUAGCUCAGAAUUAUGCCUGGCUGGUCCUACACAACGGCGCCUUUCAUUGUUGCUUCAGCAACUUGCAAAAAUGCCCCCAGCAGAGCAGUUCCUAUUAGACCGUUUGGUAUAUACUACAGAUCGCAAACGCAGGCUUUCCCGCCAGCGAUCUUUAUGUGAUGAGCAUCUAGCUUCAUAUAACUCGGCUCGUGUACCUAUCAGCAAUAGAUCUAGUCGAUCAAUAGCAAACAGACGUUCAUUGAGUGUGUGUUCUCCUCCACCUGGAGCUACUCCUGCAAUACCCUUGAAGGAGGUUCAUGGACCAGUGAGGGAGCGUGGGCCUGGGGGUGAGAGUGGUCCACCAACAGUGUCAGCUAUGCUAGCCUCUUUACAUCGUUCAGUUGCUGCUAUUCGGGGACGUAGUUCUAGCAACAACCAAAACUCACAGAAAGAGGGAGCACCUCUCUUACGACCAUCUAGGUAA
Messenger RNA from Procambarus clarkii (red swamp crayfish), 5217 nucleotides. The record is from RefSeq and is a predicted model, not a curated record. NCBI's taxonomy places the organism in Eukaryota, Metazoa, Arthropoda, Malacostraca, Decapoda, Cambaridae.